Apus apus (common swift) is the source of this 6417-nucleotide messenger RNA. It is a transcript of the gene CNTN5, whose product is annotated as contactin 5. The record is from RefSeq and is a predicted model, not a curated record. The transcript has 25 exons. Gene Ontology annotation, biological process: brain development; cell-cell adhesion. Lineage: Eukaryota; Metazoa; Chordata; Aves; Apodiformes; Apodidae. Bases 366 to 3668 code for a protein of 1100 amino acids. Gene Ontology annotation, molecular function: cell-cell adhesion mediator activity.
AAAGAAAAAGAAAAAAGGAAAAAACCCAACUCUGCAAUCCUCUGCUCCCCCCCAGGCUCAGCACCAUAAGGGACUGCUAUAUUUCAGGCUGUCAGGAGGAUGGGAGAGAGACACUGAGAGUCAGGGCGAGAGAGAGAAACGGUGCCUCAGCAGCGAUUGCCAGAAGGGACUCCUAAUACAUUUUGAUGCAGUUCAGCCCCUGAGCAUCAUCAGUUUUCAGUCAUACAAGCACUGUUCCGUGGAGAUCAUUUGUUUUGAAGGACAGCUUCUGUACAGCUAGCAGGAGAGUUGAGGCUAAGCUUUAAUGAAGAAGCAUCAGCAUUGCUAACAAUUGCACAAAGAAGGACUGAAGACCUUUGCGACCAAUGAUGUGGUUGUCAUGGAAACUGUUUCUGUUUCUGUCACUUACUGGCUGUCUUUCAGAUUAUUCAGAAGCUGUUCCUGGUCUCCCCACUUCAUAUGCUGCUAUCCUAAGAAUUAAAUCUGGUAGCUCACCUUUAGCCUCAUUUAAUUCAAAGAACAGACCUCGCUUAAGCAGUCCUUCAAUAGGAAGUCUGUCUUCACCGGGCUGGAGAGGAGCUGCACAACAUUAUCACUCCCCAACAAAUCUUCACCACUUUUCAGAAGCCUUCAAACAGGAUGAAAGUGUUGACUAUGGGCCGGUGUUUGUACAAGAGCCAGAUGAUGUAAUCUUUCCAACUGAUUCUGAGGAGAAGAAAGUAUCUCUGAAUUGUCAAGCUCGUGGAAAUCCUACUCCCACAUACAGAUGGCUUCGAAAUGGAACUGAAAUUGACAUUGAAAGUGAUUAUCGCUUCAGUUUAAUAGAAGGAAGUUUGAUCAUCAACAACCCCAGUGAAAUGAAGGAUUCUGGACAAUAUCAGUGUUUAACCACCAACACAUUUGGCAGUAUUUUAAGCAGAGAGGCUGUUCUUCAGUUUGCAUAUCUGGGGAAUUUUAGUGGUCGGACAAGAAGUGCUGUCUCUGUACGUGAAGGUCAAGGAGUGGUUCUGAUGUGCUCCCCUCCACUUCAUUCGCCAGAGAUCAUCUAUAGCUGGGUUUUUAACGAAUUCCCAUCUUUUGUGGCAGAAGAUAGCAGACGCUUCAUCUCUCAGGAGACAGGCAAUCUCUACAUCUCCAAGGUGCAAACAUCUGAUGUUGGCAGCUACAUAUGCCUGGUAAAAAACACAGUGACAAAUGCCAGAGUUUUGAGUCCUCCUACACCUCUGACACUAAGAAAUGAUGGUGUGAUGGGGGAAUAUGAACCAAAAAUUGAAGUCCAUUUUCCUUACACAGUUACAGCUGCAAGGGGAGCUACUGUUAAGAUGGAGUGUUUUGCACUUGGCAACCCUGUUCCAACAAUCUCUUGGAGGAAAGUUAAUGGCCAUAAUCCAAGUAAAGCUCGCCUGAGAAAAUCCCAAGCUGUGCUCGAAAUACCUAAUGUGCAGCUAGAGGAUGCAGGGACGUAUGAAUGUAAGGCUGAAAACUCACGUGGAAGAAAUGUCUUCAGAGGACAACUGCAAGUGUACACCUACCCACAUUGGGUGGAGAAACUGAAUGAUACUCAAUUAGACAGUGGAGAUCAGCUCCGAUGGGAAUGCAAAGCCACCGGAAAGCCAAGGCCCACAUAUCGUUGGCUAAAAAACGGAGUUCCUCUCUGGCCACAGAGCAGAAUUGAGAUGGUUAAUGGUGUUCUGAUGAUCCACAGUGUCAAUCUCUCAGAUGCUGGCAUGUAUCAGUGCUUAGCAGAAAAUAAGUAUGGCACCACUUAUGCCAGUGCUGAGCUGAAGAUUUUAGCUUCAGCUCCCACAUUCCCACUAAAUCAAAUGAGGAAAACAAUAAUUAUUACCAAGGGCCAGGAAGUUGUCAUUGAGUGCAAGCCAGAAGCCUCUCCAAAGCCAACUAUCACUUGGAAGAAAGGAGAUAAAGCAUUAAAGGAAAGUAAGAGGGUAACUAUUCUUCCACAUGGGAGUCUGCGAAUCCUGAAUGCUACCAAGUCUGAUGAAGGACGAUACUUAUGCCAAGGUGUAAAUGUAUUUGGAUCUGCAGAAAUUGUUGCAUCCGUAUCUGUUAAAGAACCUACAAGAAUAGAGCUGACUCCCAAGAAGAUGGAGUUAACAGUUGGAGAAAGCAUUGUCCUCAGUUGCAAAGCCCUUCAUGACAGCACACUAGAUGUCACUUUCUAUUGGACACUCAAUGGGCAGCCAAUUGACUUUGAAAAAGAAGGUGGACACUUUGAAAGCAUCAAAGCACAAGCGUCCUCUGCAGAUCUGAUGAUCAGAAACAUCCUCCUGAUGCACGCCGGGAGGUACGGCUGCAGGGUGCAGACGGCGGCAGACACUGUGUCAGACGAGACGGAGCUGCUCGUUAGAGGUGCUCCUGGUCCCCCAGGGGUUGUAAUAGUGGAGGAAAUUACAGACACCACAGCAACACUCUCCUGGAGUCCUGGGGCAGAUAAUCACAGCCCUAUCUCUCUCUACAACCUACAAGCACGCAGUCCAUUUUCUCUUGGCUGGCAGACCGUAAAAACAGUUCCAGAUGUGAUAAGUGGUGACAUGGAGUCUGCUAUGGCUGUUGAACUGAACCCUUGGGUGGAGUAUGAGUUCAGAGUUGUAGCAACCAACAAAAUCGGGACGGGAGACCCUAGUACACCAUCACGAGUGAUCAGAACCAAUGAAGCAGUUCCAAAGACACCCCCAGCUAAUGUAAGUGGCAGAAGUGGAAGGCGACAUGAAUUAGUAAUAGCAUGGGAGCCAGUAUCAGAAGAGUUUCAGAGUGGAGAAGGAUUUGGAUACAUUGUAGCCUUCAGACCCAAUGGAACACGUGGCUGGAAGGAAAAAAUGGUGACAUCUUCAGAUGCCUCCAAGUUCAUCUACAGAGAUGAGAGUGUGCCACCUCUGACUCCUUUUGAGGUGAAAGUUGGUGUUUACAACAACAAAGGAGAUGGUCCCUUCAGCCCUAUUGUGGUCAUCUGCUCGGCUGAAGGAGAGCCCACUGCUGCUCCCAUCGAUGUCAAAGCUACGAGUUUGUCUGUAUCAGAGAUUCUUGUUGCGUGGAAACAUAUUAAAGAAAGUCUAGGAAGACCGCAGGGAUUCGAGAUUGGUUACUGGAAGGACAUGGAGCAGGAAGAAGCAGCAGAAAAGGUCAAAACCGAGGGAAAUGAUUCAUCCAUCCUCCUGACAGGAUUAGAAGGAAACACAUUGUAUCACCUAACAGUGAGGGCAUACAACGCUGCAGGGUACGGACCACCUAGUGCUGCUGUGCGUGCAGCAACCAAGAAGUCCCCUCCAAGCCAAGCACCAAGCAAUAUUAUGUGGAUACAGGAUGGUUCUCAUGUGUCUCUUGGUUGGGAGCCAGUCAGACCUCUAGCUAACGAAUCUGAUGUAAUGGGAUACAAGGUAUUAUUUAGGCAAGAAGGCCAGAGCAACAGUCAAGUUAUAGAAACACAGAAAACCUCUGCAGUGGUACUUCUUCCUGAUGUUGGUGUCUAUAUCAUUGAGGUCUGUGCAGUCAGUGAAGGAGGUGAUGGGACUGCGAGUCCCCAGAUCAGAGUUCCAUCUUUUUCAGGAGGGAAAGUAACGAGUGCUCAAUCCACCUUACACGUGUUGACCACUUCCUCGUCCUCUGUAACAUUGCUUUUGGCACUGAUAGUUCCUUCAACCUCAUGGUGAAGACUGCAGACUUUGUUGUUGUUAUUUGUUUGCUUUAGCUCGAUGACACCAAGGGAUGGAGUUUUACAACCAUGGAGAAAAUGGAAACCCAAGCUAAUGCUUAAAGACCCAUAGAAGUGCCUGUGAUGCACUUAGAGGAGUGUUGGAGACACGUUCAAUAAUUCAUCAGGUUUUUUUUCUCUCAAUUUUGUUUUUAAAGUCCUCUGGGGAGGGGACAGUUUUUGGCCCCAAAAAUAUGCAGAUUGUAUGUAAUAAACUUUUGUAAGGAAAUGUAAUUUCUGUCAAACGUAGUUUACUUUUUUAAGAUGUUCAAUUUUGGUGACCCCAGUCAUGUAUCAUUAGGUGUUUAAACAGUGAUGUCUAGUACAGUACAUCUGUUUGGUUCGAAAAAAAAAAAAUAAAUAUAGAACAAAGUUUGGUACAGCUUUGACAAACACACUUCUUGCAUCCCCUACGCCUGGUUGUUCCAACUGACAAGAGGGAAAAAUACAGAAAUAUAGUUUAGAUAGACAGCCCACUGCAAAAGUACAGAGAAUUUGUUCUGAAAAUGUAUGAAUAUGUAUUUAAUUAGCAAAAAGUAUUGUCAGUACAAUUCUAGACAGUGCACUCUAUAAGUGGCAAAAUGGAGCAAGAAAAAUAAGCCAUUUUUUUAUUGCAAGGUAAAUGGAAAAUUAUUAAAUAGAAAUUUACAAAGAAACAAGUUUGUUUUUCAUCAACUACCAUAUGGUUUAAUGUGAAAUGAAUCACAAAUUUAUUUUCAAUAGCAGAAAAAAUCAAUUUCUAAUGCAUAUGACAAUGCAAACUCCACUGGGUAUUUAAACAUGGCUGCUAAGUGGACAAAUAAAGCAAUGCAAGGAGGUAAUUUUUCCAACCAUUCCAACCAUUUCUCAGUUCUAACUUCUUUUCCUCUGGGUCCAUUUUUAGAAACAUUCUGUACUUCGUAUAUUUGGUAAUCAAAUGUAAGUAUAUAUGAAAGCAUAUUAUGGAGACAAUAUCAAGGGUUUUUUUAAUUGUAAUCAGUGAAAUAUAUUUACGUACUCCAGAGGGAUGUACUUUGGAGAAUGCUGUGUCUGAAAAAUAAAUAUAUUUGUAUAAGUGCUACUGAGCAUCAUUCCAGUUAUUCAGCUAAUUGGCUCUAUUUCUGUAGCUCACUAGAGAUUAUUCCUGUAGGGACUGUAUGCUAACAGUUUUAAUCCCCAUUUUUUUGGUACCAAACAAUUUUUCACUCAGUAGACAAUUUGGACAAUAUUUUCUAUAUUGGAAUGCCUUUCUGCAUAUUGUCACCUGAAUCGUAAUGAUCCCCAGUGUACAUGAUGUGAAUGUUUGUACAAUUACGGUGUGCAAGGUGUUAUGAGGGAGGGUGUUUCUCUACUAUAUGUCUAGGGAUUGUACCUGGGAUUAUACCUAGGAUAGACAUUCCUUAGUCUAGGAAAAGUCAAGUCAACAGAGUUUAACAGGCGAGUCCUAACAGCUUAUUUUUUCUAGCUGUCUAUCUCUCUAAAGCUUUUAUGCAAAUUUAUUUUGGUUGAUGGGUUCUGCAUCUAAAAUGCUAUUAUUUUGCCAGCUUGGUAGCAAAAUUAUGUUUAACUAGGUACACUCUAACUGUGUCCUUUCUUAGCAGCUUUAAAAUAAGUAGCCAAGAAAGCACAAAACAGACCAAGUAGGUAAAAAGCUGAUUGUUUACUAUUUUUUUUUUCUUUUUCAUAUUUUAUCAGCAAACUUUUCAGAGAUGGUUCAAGUCAAAUCUUUAUUAUCCAUUAAAAUGAAUGAUUUUCUAAAAAGUAGUAGACUGUAGAUACAGACAGAAGGAGAUCUCUGCUUCUGGAAAAGCCUUUAAGAUCAGAGACAGGAAAGUGGAAAGCACCGUGCUGAGAGAGCAAACUCAUAGAAAGUAUCUGCUUGCUGUCAUUUGUAGAACAGCAGCAUUGCUUUUGCAAACCGUUGUUCUUCAAAAAAGAUUAAAAUAAACAAGAGAAAGUGAUGAACCAAAAAGCAAAAUGGCUAUUUUAUAAAUUACUUAAGCAUAAUUUCCUCUAUUUUUUUAUACAGUUCCUUGCCAGUGCAGUUUAUUUGAGUAUUCAAAAAGGCUACAGUCACAGUUGGUGACGUUUUGGUCAAAAAACUUUCUGAAUACAAUAAAUGGCUAUACUUUAAAAGAAGAAUGAAAAUCUGAUAAGGAGAUAGAGCUGUACCUAGUUAUAUCUUGAUCUCUAGUGUCAAGAUACAAAGAGAAAUACUGAACAUACCAUCAGGUAAUGUAGUUGUAUUGCAGGGACAAAAAGGGGUACGUUUUUAUAUUCAACAUGAACAGAAUAUGUAUUUUGCAUCUUAAAUAUAUUAAUAAACAUGUUUUAAAUGUUUAAGUACCUAUGUAUUACCUAUUUGUUACUUUGUAGAAUAAGGUGUUUCCUUAUAACAUUAUUUUUUAGUUGCAAUGGAGAGCUUUUAGCUUUUUCAUGUAAGAGAUUGUAAUAGUGCAGUCUAGCAUAGCUGAGGAGACUGUAUUUUUGUAUAAUGCCACAAGAGUUGUUUGGAAAAAAAUAAUUAGAAAGAAACUUUGUUUUGCAGACCAAAAGAAGAUGCUGUCAUGGCCCAUAUCAAAAUGUUAGAUAUAUUGUAUACAAUCUGUAUAUAUGCUAUAUAUAAUGGUAUAUACGAUGUGGAAGACACAGUAAUACAAUAGCUCCUGUGUACUGUUCUUGUAACAUUAGAUCUUUUUAAUAAAUAAUUCUCUUUUUAUUGACUUUUA